Messenger RNA from Capsella rubella, 1642 nucleotides. Its product is annotated as probable serine/threonine-protein kinase PBL11. Gene Ontology annotation, biological process: protein phosphorylation. The transcript has 7 exons. Lineage: Eukaryota; Viridiplantae; Streptophyta; Magnoliopsida; Brassicales; Brassicaceae. The record is from RefSeq and is a predicted model, not a curated record. Gene Ontology annotation, molecular function: protein kinase activity; ATP binding. The coding region runs from base 228 to 1442 and encodes 404 amino acids.
GCUAAAAAAACACAUCUUUCUCACUUCUUCUCAUUACAAACUAGUUUCAUUAUUCUCACAAAGACUUUUCUGUCUUCCUACAGAACAAAAGGUCUUCUUCAGUUUUUCGCUCCAUUUUGUACGCCUGGAGCUGGGUUUGUGUUCACACACAUAAAGCUCUUACCUUUUCUCUUCUUUGAAUCGGAGAUUACAGAGCCGAGGGAGUGAUUGGUUUCUUGAGUUUUUUAAUGGGAGGUUGUUUCAGUAAUCGGAUCAAAACAGAUAUUGCUUCAAGUACAUGGCUAAGUUCGAAAUUCUUGAGUAGAGAUGAAAGCAAGGGCUCGUCGACUACUUCCUUCUCUCAUAUGCCUCGAACAGAAGGCGAGAUCUUGAAAAAUGCUAAUCUGAAGAACUUUAGCCUCAGUGAAUUAAAAUCUGCAACUAGGAAUUUCAGGCCUGACAGUGUAGUUGGUGAAGGUGGAUUUGGUUGUGUUUUCAAAGGCUGGAUUGAUGAGGCUUCCUUCGCUCCCUCUAAACCGGGGACUGGGAUUGUUAUUGCUGUGAAAAGACUUAACCAAGAAGGGCUUCAAGGUCACCGAGAAUGGCUGGCUGAGAUCAAUUACUUAGGUCAGCUGGAUCAUCCUAACCUUGUGAAACUGGUUGGAUACUGCUUGGAAGAGGAGCACAGGCUUCUUGUUUACGAGUUUAUGCCUCGUGGUAGUCUUGAGAAUCACUUAUUCAGAAGAGGAACAUUCUAUCAGCCUCUUUCGUGGAACACGCGGGUUCGAAUGGCUCAGGGUGCUGCUAGAGGACUUGCUUUUCUUCACAAUGCUCAACCGCAAGUUAUAUACCGAGACUUCAAAGCAUCAAACAUCUUGCUAGAUUCGAACUACAAUGCAAAGCUUUCGGAUUUCGGUUUGGCUAGAGAUGGUCCAAUGGGUGACAAGAGCCAUGUCUCCACCAGAGUCAUGGGAACUCAGGGAUACGCUGCUCCAGAAUAUCUAGCUACAGGUCAUUUAUCAGCGAAGAGCGAUGUGUACAGUUUCGGGGUUGUGUUACUGGAGUUGUUGUCGGGAAGAAGAGCAAUUGACAAGAACCAACCAGUAGGAGAACACAAUCUAGUGGAUUGGGCAAGACCUUACUUAACAAACAAAAGAAGGCUUCUCCGAGUGAUGGAUCCUCGUCUCCAAGGUCAAUACUCGCUAACCCGAGCUUUGAAAAUUGCAGUUCUUGCACUCGAGUGCAUAUCUAUAGAUGCCAAGAGUAGACCGACCAUGAACGAAAUCGUCGAGGCACUGGAAGAACUUCAUAUCCAAAAGGAGGCACCAAAAGAGCAGCAGAAUCCUGAAAUCAGCAUUGACAACAACAGCAACAAGAUUGACAACAACAGCAACAAUAUUGACAACAACAGCAACAAAUCUCCACCAGCUGUGAAUUAUCCUAGGCCUUCAAUUAUGAUAUAAAAAGGCAAUAUUUUUACCGCGGUUUAGUGAUGUAUAGACUCUUUACCAUCUAUCUGUUUAGGUAUUAUGCUGUCUGGUAGUAAAAAAAUAGUCUCUUCUUUUUUUAUCCCAAUAUCCUGGCAAUGUAAGGAAGAGAACGAAACUUAAUAGUUGUAAACUUAGGUUCUCUUACAAAGUUCAGAUGUUUAUCACACACAAAA